AGGGAAUUGUGGGAUUUGUUGCGAUAUGUCAAAAAUUACUCAAUAACAAAAAUAGUUGAUAAAUCGCCUGAUAUACAGCUAGGAAUUAUUAUCUACCCUUUUGCAGUUUAUAAUUCAAUUAUGGUAAUAUGAGUAAUCACUCAAAUGUCAUGUGAGUGCAAACAAAAAAGUUUUUGUGAUUCCAAAGAUGCUCCAAAAUAAAUGUCGCCAUUCACUUGCUUUGCCUUUGGAUUCCUGUUCAUUUUGCAAAUCUUCAGCACCUGAAAGUUUACUCAAUGUGUGUUUUGACUACAUAAAUGAUCACUUGGACACAUUAUGUGUCUAUGACAGUCAAGGGAAACUACAGUUGAUGGAUGGAGUUACACUUCCAGUUGAAAUUAGUGAAAAGCUCUUAAGUAUAAGAUCCAAUAGCAUUAAAUCCACUGUUUCUGUAAAUUCAAGAUUCAUCAAUAUAUUCAGGGAUACACAACGCACAAGAUUAAAGAGGGUGAAACUACAUAAAACAUUAAUAGAUAAUUAUGACUUAGAAGUAUUACUGAAGCAUAGGUUACAUGAAUUAGACAUCUCACACAGUCCAGAAUUAACAUCAUCGUGUAUUAGAUACAUUACAGAAUAUGGUACCAGCCUUCAUUCAUUAAGUAUUGAGGACACAAAUAUAUUUCCAAAAAAUAUAUACGGCAAUCUCAAAUUCACUGAGGAACAUUAUGACAAGGGUUUUAUAUUUUUGGCACCAUCUCUAAGAAAGUUAUGUCUUCGAGGUUUGCAAGAACUGCAAGUUGACUUUUAUAUGUUGUUAUUGAAUCAUCUAUCAACCUUAACACACCUGGACCUAUCAAAUUGUAGUUAUCUGAAAGACUUUGAUUAUACGGAACAUCUCACAAAUUUAGUCUCCCUGGUUUUAUACAAUGUAGAUAAUAUUGAAUCUAAAAUAGUUUCAAUAUGCAAGCUGAAAACACUCAGACAUCUGGACAUCUCAACAUCCAAAGAAGAAAGAGGAAAUUUUUCCAAGGGAAGUGAAGUUUUAACAUUUAUUGUUGAAAGUUUGCCACAUUUAGUGUCAUUAGAUAUAUCAGGAACAAACUUAGCUGGUAGAGGAGUUGCAGAACAAUCUCACAUGACUUAUCGUUCAGAUAUACCAGGUUUAAGCUCAAGGGUCAACAAUCCAUUUCAAUAUUUAGGUUUAUAUGAAACUACCCAUGAUGCUUGUUUAAGACAUGACAUUCCAGCAAAAUUGAUUGCUGGAAAUGCUAAUGAAGAACAAAUUUUAAUAGCGGCUCUCGCCUUUUUGGAUAGACCGGAUAUGUUGCAAAAAAUUUUAAAUGAAUUAUUCCAUGUAUUCAGAUAUGAAACUUGUGAAUAUGUUGGUCAAGCUCUCAACAUUGUGCUGGAGGCAAUGGACAAGCAUCUGCAUGAAAGGCAUAUACAAAUUUCGGGCAGUGCGACUUUAUUUUAUAUUGUGAAGGGCACAGGAAAAGAAUUGCAUGAUGUGGUAUUAGUGAAAAGAAGAAUAAUCACCACUCUGCUUAACGGGAUGAGCGUGCACCGUAACGAUGAUACAAUGAUGCGCAACGGUUGUCUCACCCUCUGCCAAUUCAAAAUUCCAACUGACGUGUUAUUUAAUUACACUUUGCAGUUAUUUGAUUAUGAAAGAUUAGUUGAUAUUUUACUUCAUUCUGUACACGGAAUGCAACAGGAUAGCUUUGUACAAAGAAUAGGUAUAUAUUUAUUAAAUUCGUUGGCAUGUCAGGUUGAUGGUCAGCAGAAAGUUAAGUUAGGUGAUUUAGGUACCAUAAAUAGAAUGAUAUGGUUGAUAUCAGAAAGACUUCAAAGAAGUUUUUGUGAUGACGUUCUAGAAGUGGCUUGGUCCACAAUGUGGAACGUAACUGACGAGACCCCGUCCAAUUGUAGAAAGUUUUUAGAAUGUAACGGAAUGGAACAUUUCUUAUUAUGUUUACAGAAAUUCCCCGACAGGGAAGAGCUGCUCCGUAAUAUGAUGGGUCUUCUGGGUAAUGUGGCUGAAGUGCAAGAAUUGCGCUACUACCUCGUCACACCCGAAUAUCUCGACGUCUUCUCCCAUUUGUUAGACUCCGAAAGCGAUGGCAUAGAGGUGAGUUAUAAUGCCGCAGGCGUGAUAUCUCACAUCGCGUCCGACGGGCCUGAGGUGUGGACCGUCUCCAAGCCGUCCCGGGAGGAAGUCUUACGCAAAAUGGUCCUGGCUAUUCAGCGUUGGGACAUCAGUUCUCAGCGGAACAUCAACUACAGAUCGUUCGAACCCAUCCUUUAUUUGGUGAAGGUUUACCACACUCCCGAAUGUCAACAUUGGGCGGUGUGGGCUCUGGCCAACCUUACAAAAGUGUAUCCUGACAAAUAUUGCACACUGAUUGAAAAGGAAGGCGGCUUAGAUUUACUACAAGAAUUAAUUAUGAAUUCUGCUCCCCCUGAGGCUGUUAAACACUUGGCUAGAAUUGUAAUUGAUAAUUGUAGGGUUUAUAAAGACGGCUGGCAAGAACUUGAUGCUCUCUUAGAUGGCUGAAUAUAUAUAUUUCUAAUAACACUCAUCAGAGCAAAUAAAUUGUACGUUUGUGAUUACAUUAAUACACAAUUAUGUUACAAACAUGAAAGAAAUUAAUUAUUUUUAUUGAUUUUAUAUGGACUGUUAGUUUUUCAUUAAUUUGUAUAUAUUUAGAAAUUAAAUGGGUUAUGUAUCAUGUAAUUAAUUAUAUAUUAUAAUAUUAUAUUUAGUUAUAUGUGAUUUUUAUUUAUACAAUACAAAUAUAUUUAUUACUAUUUUU
This is a messenger RNA of Aethina tumida (small hive beetle), 2792 nucleotides long. Its product is annotated as protein zer-1 homolog. The record is from RefSeq and is a predicted model, not a curated record. Gene Ontology annotation, cellular component: Cul2-RING ubiquitin ligase complex. Bases 188 to 2533 code for a protein of 781 amino acids. The transcript is spliced from 8 exons. Lineage: Eukaryota; Metazoa; Arthropoda; Insecta; Coleoptera; Nitidulidae.